This is a messenger RNA of Diutina rugosa, 2940 nucleotides long. It is a transcript of the gene CWH43, whose product is annotated as Cwh43p. The transcript has a single exon. Gene Ontology annotation, biological process: fungal-type cell wall organization; GPI anchor biosynthetic process. The record is from RefSeq and is a predicted model, not a curated record. Gene Ontology annotation, cellular component: endoplasmic reticulum. Gene Ontology annotation, molecular function: catalytic activity. NCBI's taxonomy places the organism in Eukaryota, Fungi, Ascomycota, Pichiomycetes, Serinales, Debaryomycetaceae. The coding region runs from base 1 to 2940 and encodes 979 amino acids.
AUGGCUACGACGCCUUCGGGUACUCCUAUAAAGACGGUAACCGUCAAUGCCCAGUGGUUUGCCAUCGCCCACACCGUGUGCGCUUACCUCGCGUUCGGGGUUGCCCUUGUUGUCGGCUGGUACCUCCAUUACGAAAAGAUCGUGAAAAACUCCUCAUUUGGGUAUCCUGACGAGUGGUUCCCGCUGGUGAGUGCCACCAUCGGUGAUCGCUACCCGGAGCGGCUGCUUUUCCAGAUUCUCAUUGCCCUUUGCGCCGGGCCCCGCUUCCUUUUGCUCAUUUUCAACUAUAUCGUUCAGUCCCCUCUCCACCCCAAAUUGGCGUUGACGUCGUUCAUCAGUGGCUUUUUGCGCACGUGGACAUGCGGGGGGUGGGUCUACAUUACGAGUACCGACGACCACGACGCUCACGACGUGUUUAUGAUUCUGUACAUCGUCCUCACCCUUCCGUGGGAGAUCUGCACCAUUUUGGCGUCGCCUAAAGGCCUGAGUCAACGCCAAGGUCGCUUGUGGACGUGUCUCACCUUCUUCGGCACCCUUGGCCCGUUGAUUUACUACUUCAUCCAGCAUAAAGUCCAUGUCGUCCCCGGGGCGUACUCGAUCUACGCCUACUUUGAGUGGGCAUUGAUCAUCUUGGACGUGGCGUUUGACGCGUGGCUGGUCAUCGACUUCAAAGGGGUUGAUGUCACUAUUCUGAGUGCCGGUAUCACCGUGGCCCCCGCCGCUGGUGCUGCCGUUAAAGUGGACUCGGUGAAGUCGGUGGCUCCCCCCGUGGAGUCAUACGUUGUUCCCGACGAAGCGCUGACGGUGACCUUCAUUGCUCUGUGCAUCAACCACUUCAUCCAGUGGCUGGCGAUCCUGUCGUUGUUCCUCACCCUCUGGCACUUCCCGUUGUGGAGCAUGGGCAUUUCCGGGUACGAGGCGUGUAUUGUGGUUUUGUUUGUGGCGCCGUUGUUGGUGAUCCCCAAGUCGGUGCGGCGGGUGCUUGGCUACGCCCCAUGGCUUACAAGAGCUGCCACCGUGAUUACGGCGGUGGGGGCGUAUAAGGUGCCUGACCCGCGGGACAAGUUCCUCACCGUGGUUGCGGGAUGUGGCUUUGCCGUGAUUUCGCAAGUGGUGGAAGCACUGGGUUUACUGACGCAACCGAAAAAGUAUACCUCGUGGUUCGUGCUGGUGGUGGUGGGUUUACUCGCGCUGCUGGUGGCUAAGUUUUACUGGUACUCCAACAAUCCCAUCUGGCCGGUGAUGCAUGACGACAACGGCGGGCUUAAUGCUUUGGGGUUGUUCGUCGGGCUCACGGGGGCGUUCUUGACCCCGUCAGUGGUGCUGCUGUCUCAGGACACCGUGGUGCGCAAGGGUGGCUCCAUCAUCUUGGCUCUGAUUGGUCUCGGCGGGUGGCUCUACUGCCUCUGUGAGUACAUGACCGAUCUGGCGACAUUGGUGCAAUGGGUGUGGACGGGGUACCCGCUCCGGGGCCCGACUCCCGUGUCGGGGGCGUUGAUCCACUUUGGUGCGUUCAUUUUGGGUAUCGUCGCUACCAUUAAGGUGAGCCCGACUUUAAUCAGUCAGUUGGGAUACCUGAUCGUAGUGGGUGGUCUUGCCGCGGUGGCGAUGGCUACAAUCCCCGGCUGGGCUGGUUACGUUGGGGCGCUGGCCUUUGUGUUUUACCUCGCCAGUGUCACCACGGUGAUCGCCCAGCUGGCGGUAGGGUUUUCCCCCGUGGUCACCUACGUGCUUGGUUACUUGUGGUUUAUUGUCCUCAAUGUGGCGCACGUGUGGACGGUGGCGUAUGCGUUUGUCCCCGGUGGGUGGUUGUUGCGUGAGCGUGCUCACAUCAUUCACGGCGCCGCCUUUGUGUCGGUGGUGUUGGGGGUGGUGAACUACCGCUUGAGAAGCCGUGCUUCCCACAUCGCUCGCCUCAACUUGGGCACGGCGCGGUUGUUCAAGCAAGCAAUGACGGUGCUUACGGUGUUGCUCGCGGCGCUGGUGGCGGUGUUCAUCCGCCGUACGCCUCUGUCACCGUAUUCGCCUCAUCGUGACGACAACUUUAACGCUGGCAUUUGGUGCGUCCAUUUCGGGCUCGACAACGACAUGUGGCUGAGUGAGGUGCGGAUGAGAGAUCUUAUUCGUGACGCCGAACUCGAUAUCGUCGGUUUAUUGGAGACUGACACCCAACGGAACAUCGGCGGCCACCGCGAUUUCACCCAGAGAAUUGCCGAGGACUUGGGGAUGUACGUUGACUACGGUCCCGGGCCCAACAAGCACACUUGGGGGUGUGCGCUUUUGUCCAAGUUCCCUAUCUUGCGACUGGAACACCACUUGUUGCCGCUGCCCGUGGGUGAGUUGGCUCCGGCCAUCCACGCUACCUUAGACAUCUACGGCACCGAGGUCGACGUCGUAGUGUUCCACCUGGGCCAGGAAGAAGACGAGGAAGAUCGCCGCCUUCAGCUGCGGUACUUGGCCAAGGUGAUGGGCGGGUCACACCGCCCUAUGAUCUUGUUGCUGUACCUUGUCACUGAACCUCUCAAUGGCAACUACUUCACCUACGCUGGCGAGGAACUGAGAAUGCAUGACAUCGACCUGACCGAUUGGGACAGAUGGUGUGAAUACAUUAUGUUCCGCGGGGUGCAAAAGGUCGCCUACGCCCGGAUUUCGCGGUCGACCAUUACCGACACCGAGUUGCAAGUGGCUAAAUUCAAGUUGUUGCCCGCUGAAGAAGCGCAAGAGCUUGACGAAGACUUCUACUACGGCAACCACUUUGUCCCCGAGAAUAAAGUGCCGCCCCACAUGCGAAUGCCGCAAAUCUUCCAUGGCGAUGGUGUUCGUGGUCAUCGUUACCAUGUGUUUGACGAGCCGAGAUAUUUUGCUCAAGAUCGCGAUCAACUUAACGAAGCCACCAUCACCGAGGUAGAGUGGUCUGAUGUCGAGGAAACCGAAGCAUAG